UAUUCACUGGAAAAACUACAGUACAAAUAGCCCAUUUACGAUGUUAGAAUUGAAAGUAUUGUUAAUUUUUAAUUAAAAAAUAUCACAAUUCCAUUUGCCGUCCAUAUUAGAUGAAUUGCCAAACCGAACUAAACGGUUUAUAUUUUGCUAUUGGUAUAUUCCUCGUUCUGCAGCGCCUCCCUCGUUCUGUGGAAGGCAGACAAACACUGAGAUAGGAGAUUUGGAGUGGCUGCUAACGGCUCUCGUGUGAAGAGAAGAAAGGACACAUUCACUGACGGGACAGUCUGAGCAAGUGAUUAGAGCCGUGCUGCAGAUCCCACUGACAAUACCUGAAGACUGCCUUAUCUUGGUGAAAAACAAGGAACAAAGAUGGAUUAUUUUUACAUUAAACAGGAGGAGGUUCUGGAAUUUGAUCCUUUCCACAUUAAAGAAGAAACUGAACUGGAGCCUGUCCACAUUAAAGAGGAAGAGACUGAACUGGAGCCUGUCCACAUGAAAAAAGAGACUGAACUGGAGCCUGUCCACAUUAAAGAGGAAGAGACUGAACUGGAGCCUGUCCACAUUAAAGAAGAAGAGACUGAACUGGAGCCUGUCCACAUUAAAGAAGGGGAGUCUAUUGACUUGUUGCUUAAGGAUUCAGAAAGCAUAUCCCGGCCAAAGAUGUUUUAUCAAUGUACUGAAUGUGGGAAAAGCUUAAGUCGGUUAGGACACCUAAAAAGACACCAGCGAAUUCAUACUGGAGAGAAGCCGCAUCACUGUAUUGUAUGUGGGAAGAGUUUCACUCAGUCAGGAUCCCUGAAAAGACAUCAGAAAAUUCACACUAGAGAGACACCGUAUCACUGUUCUGAAUGUGGAGAGAGCUUCGGUCAUAUAGAAAUCCUAAAAAUACACCAACGAUUGCACACUGGACUGCCUUAUCUUGGCGAAAACCAAGGAACAAAGAUGGAUUCUGUUUACGUUAAACAGGAGGUGGUUUUGGAAAUGGAUCCUUUCUGCAUUAAGGAAGAAACUGAACUGGAGCCUGUCCACAUUAAAGAAGAAGAGACUGAACUGGAGCCUGUCCUCAUUAAAAAAGGGGAUUCUGUUGACUUGUUGCUUAAGGAUUCAGAAAGCAUAUCCCGGCCAAAGAUAUCAUAUCAAUGUACUGAAUGUGGGAAAAGCUUAAGUCGGUUAGGACACCUAAAAAGACACCAACGAAUUCAUACUGGAGAGAAGCCAUAUCACUGUAUUGUAUGUGGGGAGAGUUUCAGUCAGGCAGGAACCCUAAAAAGACACCAGCAAAUUCACACUGGAGAGAAGCCGUAUCGCUGUACUGAAUGUGGGGAGAGCUUCAGUCGGUUAGGAAGUCUAAAAAGACACCAGCGAAUUCACACUGGAGAGAAGCCGCAUCACUGUUCUGAAUGUGGGAAGCGUUUCAGUCAUAUAGAAAGCCUAAAAAUACACCAGCGAAUGCACACUGGUGAGAAGCCGUAUCUCUGUUCUGAAUGUGGGGAGAGUUUCAGUGUGUUAGCAAACCUAAACAUACACCAGCGAAUUCACACUGGUGAGAAGCCGUAUCUCUGUUCUAAAUGUGGGAAGAGUUUCAGUCAGCUAGGAAGCCUAAAAUUACACCAGCGAAUGCACUCUGGAGAGAAGCCGUAUCACUGUACUGAAUGUGGGGAGAGUUUCAGUGUGUCCGCAAACCUAAACAUACACCGGCGAAUUCACACUGGAGAGAAGCCAUAUCACUGUAUUGAAUGUGGAAAGAGUUUCAGUCAGCUAGGAAGCCUAAAAAUACACCAGCGAAUGCACUCUGGAGAGAAGCCGUAUCACUGUUCUGAAUGUGGGGAGAGUUUCACUGUGUCAGCAAACCUAAACAUACACCGGCGAAUUCACACUGGAGAGAAGCCGUAUCACUGUAAUGAAUGUAGGAAGAGCUUCAGUCAAUUAGGAAGCUUAAAAACACACCAGCGAAUUCACAAUGGAGAAUAGCCAUAUCACUGUUCUGAAUGUAGGGAGCUUCAGUCAGUUAGGAAGCCUAAAAACACACCAGCAAAUUCAUAUUGGUGAGAAGUCGUAUCACUACCAAUUGUUGCAAGACAUUUGCUUUCACCAGUCAGCUGAAAAAGUGUAAAUGCCAGUUUUGAAAAUGCAGUUGAAACUGAUAGAAAUCAAUAUUCAGCAGUAUUACAGUGGUCUUUGUUUUCGGUCCUUCCAGUCCAGGUCUUUGUUUCAACCAGAUUGUAAAUGAAUGAAUCAACCUUCUUAUAAAUCAUUCAGGACCUCAUUUGAAGUGAGGGCCACUGCUCUAUACCAAUCAAACCUGUGUGAUGCUCCAGUGAUAAUUUAUUUUAAAGAAACCUGUUUCUGUGCCAACCUAAGUGGAUGUAAUCAUGCUUUAGUAUACAUGAGAGGAUGAGUGUGAGCCAAAGCAGCUGUCAAAUGUGUGCUUGUAUUUUGAUCCUCAAAUUUAUUUGAUAAAAGUAUAUUGAUUUUCUUAACAGUGAAAAAUAGUAAACUGUGUAAUUGUGUUCUUUCAAUAAAAUAAUCUUGUUCUCUUGA
Messenger RNA from Acipenser ruthenus (sterlet), 2541 nucleotides. Its product is annotated as zinc finger protein 135-like. Gene Ontology annotation, biological process: regulation of immune system process; negative regulation of transcription by RNA polymerase II; regulation of cytokine production. The record is from RefSeq and is a predicted model, not a curated record. The coding region runs from base 370 to 1971 and encodes 533 amino acids. NCBI's taxonomy places the organism in Eukaryota, Metazoa, Chordata, Actinopteri, Acipenseriformes, Acipenseridae. The transcript is spliced from 4 exons.